Molecule: messenger RNA, 1464 nt
Organism: Aphanomyces astaci
Lineage: Eukaryota; Oomycota; Saprolegniomycetes; Saprolegniales; Verrucalvaceae
Exons: 1
Coding region: 965-1279 (104 amino acids)
Source: RefSeq, a predicted model, not a curated record
CUUUGACGGCGACCUCAUCGACGCUGGCAACGACCCCGACUGGAGAGCGACAACCUCGUGGAGGUGCUGGAGCGAUGGUACUUCUGUCCACCUGUUGCGGUGUUGGUGCUACGUGUGAUGAAUGCACAAGAACGGUCCCCUUCUAGAGGCACAUUCGUUUACCCCAGAAAACAUCGAUAUCAUCGCUUGAAGCGAUGAUACAAGCCAGGAAGCGAAUCGCUUCCUGGCUUGUGGUCUUGACGAUCCCUUCGGCGACUUUGGUUUCCGUCGUCGUCCGAAAACUCAACUGGUUCUUGCUUGUGGCAUCCACCCAGCCCAUGACACUUCUCUUCACCGGCACUCUGACGUGAGCUUUCGCCGCCACACCUCGUCCGUAGCACAUUCUCUCCUUGUCAACAUCCAGCAAGCCGACCAUGCUUUGGCACUUCUUGCCUGUGCGAGCGACGUUCCCCCUUGUCAUCAAUGAUUCAAAAGUGUGCAGGUAGCCAAGGUAACCAACCUAGCAUUGGACUGGACACUUUUGUUUGUUCGAGACGUUGUUCCGUGGAUAAAAAACGCCAACGUGGCAUGCUAACCACGCUUUUGCAACCCACUGCCGCGUCGAUCUCGACGUUUGAAACGAAAGCGAACGUGCUUCAAUAUGCCUACCCCAUGACAUUUCGAACGAGUGGAUCGUAGUUGCGGGCGCGAGCUUGGUCCCGUCGACAGAUGACUGCACCCUAUCAACCUCGUCGUAUCUGUAGAAAGACUCGUCUGUCCAUCUACUCCUCGCAUUGUCCAAGGCAGACUGUUCACCGCGCAAUUCGCCCUACAUCACGGCGUGUCCUGCUGGCUCGAGGUCAUGUGGCAAUAUGCACCUAUGACGGCAACCCGUCGACUAGUUCGCUAUGUGUCGUAAGUGAGAUGCCUCGAGAAGGCCAUGGAGGAGGUGCGCUGGGCCGUACUAGUAUCAAACUAGAGUGACAUGACUUGGUUCGACAGGAUCGAUCAUGUCGACAAAGAGGCGUGUCCGGUGUGUCUUGAGCCAGUGGAGACGCCACUCGACACGAUCGAACCGCCUUGCAUUCGUUUCUGCGCUUGGGAGCGAUGCCACAUGUCCUCCACGUCGGCUCUCAGCUCGUCGCGCGCGCGUUGUGUGGACACGACAAACCCAAUCCACUUGGCCCGCCUCGCUCAAGUGUUGGAGUUAUCGGUUACCGAAUAUUGUAGCCACUCGAAACGCGUAGCCGCGGUGGUCGUGGCGUCCGUGCACCUACGACAGGAAUGGUGUGCUCCCUAGACCACAUCAUGGCUUGAGCAGGUUGGCAACACUUGAUACCGAUACCGUAGUAGGCAGUCCACAUGCAAACUUGAUGGAAUUGCCCUUAUCAUCGACGUGUGAACCAUUAAAGUAAAAGUCUCUAAUGCGAAAAGUCUUUACUAUUCAGCCAAAAGGCUAUAAAUCGCUAGAUCUGGUUUCGCAAU